Medioppia subpectinata is the source of this 790-nucleotide messenger RNA. The record is from the annotation of a GenBank genome assembly. NCBI's taxonomy places the organism in Eukaryota, Metazoa, Arthropoda, Arachnida, Sarcoptiformes, Oppiidae.
AAGGGCGUUAAAAACGGUAAACCAAACAAUCUCUCGGACCCAAAACGUGCAAUACCUCCCUGGGCUACGGGUGGGGACGACCCAUACCUCAGUCCUAUCACCAAUGGUAACAGCAAUGGCUAUCAUUAUCAUCAACAACCGGUGACCACCGCCGCCGCCAACGGUUCCCGAACUCAUCACUUGACCAAUGAGGACGUCAUACGACCCACGAAGCCAUACAAUAGCCGACAAUUGUCGCAUCAGUCGUCGGCGGCCGUAUCGCCACCCCCUCCGCCUCCACCGCCGCCACCGCCGACUCACGGUUUUGAUUACGAAUUCGACAUAACGAGUGCCAAUUGUAAGUCGAUUCGGACUAAUGUUAGCGAUAGUGCCAACUAUUCCGACGAAGACGAGGAGGAAGAGAUCAAGGUCAUAAUUCGGCCGCAAUUACCGCCGCUGAAGAGGGAACAGCUGUCUGAAGCGCGUCGCGAGCGGAUCCUAUUGUCCGAAGAUCUGUUCAAUUUGCGGCCAUUCGGUGCCAAAACACACCUCAACCACAAUCACAACCAUAACACCAAGUCUGGCCACUGUUGGACACCAUUGCACGACUUGAGCACAUCCGACGACGAAGACGACGACGGAAUCAACUCUGGGAACCAUUCCGACGAAAGUAUCCAAAAGUGCGACAAACCAUUGAAUAAUAACUGUUACGACACGAGAUUUACCUUAAAGAAUCAGCUCAGAACUUUAGUCCAAAAUAAACAAUUUAAACAAACACACAAUCACCUUUUCCCCUAUUAAUUAAUGCCAG